AAAAAAAAAAAAAACCCUACCCUUCGUCUCCCUCUAAACUUGAGUUGGGUUCUCUUUGUUAGUGAUCACAAUGUGGGAGAUGAGGUUCCGUUGCAAAACUCUCACCUUCGUCGCUGCGUUCUUGGUUCUGCGGGUGCUUCAUCACCGCGGUCUGGUCACCGCCCUGGCCCCCAAGUCACCUUGGCUUACACUGAGUGGUGAUGCACCUGUUGUUGUUGCAAAGGGUGGCUUUUCAGGGAUAUUUCCAGAGUCCAGUUCAGAUGCUUUCCAAGCUACAUAUUUAUCUGGUUCACCCGAUACAAUUACUUGGUGUGGUGUUCAACUAACAAAGGAUGGUACCGGUAUUUGUAUUCCUAGCAUGUUAUUAGAUACUUGCACGAGCAUCCAAGUCGUUUUCCCUAAUGAAACAAGUACUUAUUCUGUUGAUGGAGUGCCAACAUCUGGUUGGUUUUCUGUCGAUUAUGACUUCCAAAGCUUAGAACAAGUUUCAGUGAUUCGAUCAAUCUUAUCUCGAAGUGAUAAAUUUGACUUUAACGCAUAUCCGAUCCUUCCUGUUGAAGAAGUUCAAAAGGAAAUUAAUUCAGCACCACUUUGGUUGGAUAUACAGCAUGAUCUAUUCUACACACAACAUAAUUUAAGCAUGAGAGACUACUUGGUGUCCAUCUCAAAGAAAGUUGCAGCAAACUAUGUAUCAUCGCCAGAAGUGGGUUUUCUCACCGGUAUCGGUUCAAGAUUCAACGGAAGCAAGACAAAACUUGUUUUCCGUUUUCUAGAAGAAGAUAUUAUUGAGCCUUCUACAAACCAAACUUAUGGUUCUCUCUUGCAAAAUCUUACAUUUAUUAAGACAUUUGCCUCUGGGAUCCUCAUUCCUAAGAAUUAUAUAUGGCCGACAUCUGAUCUUUAUCUGCAGCCUCACACUUCUAUUGUCUUGGAUGCUCACAAGGAGGGGUUGGAAGUUUUUGCCUCCGAAUUUGCAAAUGAUGGCAAUAUUAGCUACAAUUACAGUUAUGAUCCAGUACUCGAAUAUCUCAAUUUCGUUGACAACGGGAUUUUCUCUGUUGAUGGAGUGCUGACAGAUUUUCCUGCUACUGCAUCAGAAGCCAUUGGCUGUUUCUCCCAUGUAAAAAGGAACGGUUCAGACCACGGAAAACCUGUGGUAAUCACACACAAUGGAGCUAGUGGAAUAUAUCCCGACUGUACCGAUCUGGCUUAUCAGCGGGCUGUGGAAGAUGGUGCAGAUUUUAUUGACUGUCCAGUUCAAGUAACAGAAGACGGCGUUCUACUAUGCAUGAGCUCUAUUAAUCUCAUGGAUUCUACUACAGUUACAACAUCAACCCUUCGUUCUCGUUCUUCUCUUGUCGGAGAUAUCCAGCAAACUCCUGGGAUUUUCACCUUCAAUUUAACCUGGGAUGAGAUCCAAAAGAACCUGAAACCUGCAAUUUCAAACCCAGAACUAAAUUAUGGCUUGUUGCGGAAUCCAAGAUAUACAAAUGCUGGAAAUUUCACAAAACUAUCCGACUUUUUGGCCUUCGCUAAAGGAAAACCUCUAUCUGGAAUUGUUAUCAGUAUUGAGCAUGCAGCAUUUCUUGCAGAGAAAUUAGAAUACAGCGUUACGGAGGCCGUCAUAAAAGCAUUAAAAGAUGCAGGUUUCAACAAUCAAAGAUCUCAGCAAGUCAUGAUUCAGUCCACAAAUAGCUCUGUGCUAAGAAAAUUCAAGCAACAGACCAGUUACAAAUGCAUCUACAAUGUCGAUGAAUCCAUUAGUAAUGCUGAUGCCUCAUCAUUAGCUGAUAUGAAGAAGUUCGCAACUUCUGUUGCAGUCGACAAAGUUUCUAUAUAUCCAGUAACCAAGGCAUUUAUCACAGGCAGAACUGAUUUAGUGAAGAAUUUGCAAGAUUCUGGCUUUUCUGUGUUUGUGUAUUUUCUUAGAAAUGAAUAUGUGUCUCAGCCAUGGGAUUUCUUCUCAGAUCCAAUUGCAGAGAUCAAUGCAUUUGUUCAGGAUGCUGGUGUCGAUGGCAUUAUCACUGAAUUCCCUGGAACUGUGACUCGAUAUAAAAGAAAUACUUGUUUGAAACUCGGCAACAAAAUGCCAAACUAUAUGAAACCAGUUAGUGUAGGAACUCUGCUAGGAGCAGUAGAUCCUACAGCACGACCACCCGCCGUAGCUCCGAUGCCCGUUCUUGAUGAUGCUGACGUUGCAGAGCCGCCGCUUCCUCCUGCUCCAUUGAAGCCAAAAGUCCCCAGCCCUCCAGCACGCUCCAGUCCCGAACCUCAGCCUUCGGCAGGAUCACAACUAUAUUCAGCUUCUUCACUGUUAAAAUCUUUGGCCAAAGUGAUGCUCUCUGUAUCUUUUCUGCUGCUUAUCUGAUAGUAGCCAGUUAUUUUUACAUAUUGGCAUUGUUUUCAUGUAAGUUUGAUCCUAUCGGAUGCGAGUUUCAGAUGUGUUAUGGCCAUUAAUGUUUCAAGUUGAUUACAAGGGAGUUUAUGAGA
This is a messenger RNA of Asparagus officinalis (garden asparagus), 2490 nucleotides long. Its product is annotated as glycerophosphodiester phosphodiesterase GDPDL3-like. The record is from RefSeq and is a predicted model, not a curated record. Lineage: Eukaryota; Viridiplantae; Streptophyta; Magnoliopsida; Asparagales; Asparagaceae. The transcript is spliced from 9 exons. Gene Ontology annotation, molecular function: glycerophosphodiester phosphodiesterase activity. Gene Ontology annotation, biological process: lipid metabolic process. Bases 71 to 2368 code for a protein of 765 amino acids.